Messenger RNA from Mercenaria mercenaria, 4751 nucleotides. RefSeq names its product tripartite motif-containing protein 5-like. The record is from RefSeq and is a predicted model, not a curated record. Gene Ontology annotation, cellular component: nucleoplasm; chromatin. Gene Ontology annotation, biological process: positive regulation of DNA-templated transcription. Bases 137 to 2146 code for a protein of 669 amino acids. Gene Ontology annotation, molecular function: ubiquitin-protein transferase activity; zinc ion binding. NCBI's taxonomy places the organism in Eukaryota, Metazoa, Mollusca, Bivalvia, Venerida, Veneridae. The transcript has 2 exons.
UUGUAGAUUGAAUCAUAUGCGCGUUAUAUUCGGCUAUUCAUAAACAUGAUCGUUGCUAAUUGUGGUAUUUAAUUAAUACAAAGUGGUUAAUUGUAACAAUCUGUUUUAUCUGGUGUUUAAAAACAGGAAAAUAAAAAUGGCAGAGGCUUGCGUAAACACCAGCAGAUUACCUAUCCAAUGUCCAGUCUGCCUUGAAACAUACAAAAGACCACGUACUUUACCUUGCCUUCACACAUUUUGCUCCAGCUGUCUUCACGGUCAUAUAACAAACGCAGCACAGAACUCGAACUUCUCGUCUUUCUUAUGUCCAGUGUGCCGUGCUAACACAAGAGCGCCUAAACCAUACGCCAGUAGAGAAACGUGGGCGGAUCAGUUUCCGAUUAAUCAUUGGAUAGUGUCCGUCAUAGACGAGGCAACUACCAUAACACCUGAUGACGCACUUUACUGUGAUGUACAUCCAGAUUCUAAAAUUAACCUCUAUUGUUCUGACCACGAGGCUGUUUGCUGUGCUAUGUGUAUCGCGACUGCACACAGAAAAUGCGAUCACGUCGAAGAAAUUGUUAACAUGCUGGAUUCGUCUGACAGCGAACAAGUACAGAAAGAAGUGCUUAUAAAGGUAAAGCAGUCCGAAGACAUUCUAACUGAUCUUGAUGCUAAAUGUGCGCUUGCUGACAGCAAUCUUCAGAUUGAUAAAGACAAAAUGACCAAUAUUAUCGAGAAGGAAUACAAUGACGCUUUGACCCAUUUGGAUGCACUGAAAACGACCGCAAUAGAUAAAGUAGAACAAAACUGUAGACUGAUUACAAAUGAGAUCCGUACACGAAAGCUCAUUUGUAAUAAAGGAAAACAAACGUGUAAACAGGUUAAAGAAAUGCUGGAGGAAAAAGGAAAGAACAAAGGUCCGUUUUCAAAUUUUAUCCAAAGUCAUGCAGCAAAACUAAAAAUGAAAUCAGUAGAUGUUUGCGUUGCAAAUAAUUGGUCUUUUAAUGAAGCAAAUUCGUUUAAAUUUGAAGUUGACCCGCAGUUUAUAAAUAUCAAAAGCAUUCCAUUACUCGGAAGAGUAAAGGACAUGAGAUGUUCUACAACCGAAAGCAAUAAUACAACGACUGAGACAAAUCGGUUGACAGUAAAUCGUGUCGAUCAGUCAAACAGAGUAGAUCAAGUUGAAACAGAGCGAGAAACACGAAGAACUCAUGACAUCGAGUAUUCACUGCAAAACAUAGCAAAUCAAAGAAGCAAUCCUUACAAUAACAGUAUAAUGACAACGCCUAUUGGUAGAUGUUCCGAACUGCAACACGUAAUGUACUGGAACAAUCCCUUAUUUAAAAAACAUUGGCUAUCAGGUCUGACAUUUUUUCAUCACGAACUUAUGAUGGUAUGCGACCAGUCCGAAGGUUCUGUUUGCCUGAUAAGAGAUGGAACUAUCCUCUACGAAGACAGAAGAAGAACAACGCCUUGGGAUAUCACGGAAUUCACCGACACCAGUGUUGUUGUCACUUAUCCGCAAGAAUGUAUCGUGCGAAUAUUUGAAAUAAAAUGCAAUGUAGCUGUGCUGAAGCUGUUUAGGAGACCUUCAAUCAUAGGACGUCCUGUAAGUGUCCAUAGAAGCUUUCCUACCAAAGAUGCAUGCUUUGGCGUAACUUCCGUAUCUGAUCGAAUCUUUCUUGCGUGUGAGGACUGCAUAAAAGUGUACACAGAAAAUGGUCGUUGUGUUCAGCUGUUAAAACUGUCUCAUCGUGUAGAGCCGCUUUUUGAGAGGGUCAUCGGCCUUACAUACGAUCGCCGGCGUUCGGUCUUGUACGCCGCAGAUGAAGUUAGCAACAAAAUCUUUUCAUUUCAAUUAAAAGACAGUCAGUUAUCGCACCAGCCUAACUUUGUAUACAAGGAUUCGAGCUUACGCUGUCCUAGAGGUUUAUCUAUAGGAACGCAAGGAGAGAUUUACGUAUGUGGAUUUGUUUCUAAAUCUAUCCAUAUUUUAAACACUUACGGUAACUGUAUAGGCAUUUUGUCAACAGAGCAAAGGCCCUGUGGUAUUUGUGUUGAACAUAAACAAAGUUUAGUGGUUGUUAGCUUUUAUCCUGAUACGGAACGAAAACAGGAUAUAUCAAAUGACGUCCGAUUUUACAAAGUAAUGAAACGAUUCUGAUGUAUUAUUGUUUGAUAUGAUAGGAAUGCACCCAGACUUUAUUUCACAAGACAGCUACGUAACCGUAUAUUUAAAUACGGACUGAGCGAAGUUAUCAGUCAAAUACCAAACUUUCCGUGAAGCACUUGAUGAAAAAAUGUCUUUACAUACACGUUGACUUUUUUAUACAGGACAUCAGUGUACUUUGUAUUCCUGAAGAUGUUUCAACUGUGCCAUCCGCCAAAUAUCUUUGCUUAUAUCUUCUUUUAUACAUAUCAAACUUUUUGUGUCAUCACAUCCGACAGCCGUGUUAUAAUACGAGUAUUGAAUAUAUUCUUUGUUGUGAGCAUUGGGGCAUAUGGACAUGGUGAAAUCACAAUAAUUGUUGCAGGUAAACGCAACCGUGUUUGUUCUUUCACAUAUAAUUCAAAUGUGAGGUGAAUCGCCAUGAACUAUUUAUUGUAAUUUUUGCAAGAACAAUGUUUUAACUUCUAGUUAUCUCUCUUCCUUGCCUCUUUGUUUCCUCUGAUAUACUUGUGUUUUAUUUCUUUGUACCCAUAACCUAAUCCUUUGAAGUUGAUUAUACUUUAUCUAAGGUUAUGUCAUACUGUGUUUAAGCACGUCACAUGUAAGGUUUCUUUAUCAUGAUACAUGUAAUAUGAUCGCACGUAUGUUUUUUUUUUUUUGCUUGAUGUACAUAUUAAGAGUUUUUUUAAUAUCGCAUAGCACAUUCUGCAUUACUCUUUAACUGCUCAAAAAAUGCAAUAUAAACAUGACAAGACUAUCCCUAUGUACGAAUUACGAUGAAAAGUAAAUGUUACCAACAACCAUAAAGUAGUAAAAGACAAAUCCUUAAUUGGUCAAUAUUAGAGCCUUAAGUUAAAUAAUCAUAAUUAUUUUAUGCUUAUUGGCGAAAUACUGGAAAAUAGCAGUGAGAUAUAAAUCGAUAUCACUCACAGUGCCGAACUUCUUUUUUUCCAGAUAAAUUAUCUCCCUUGAAAUAUAUUCUUUAAUUACCUCCCUUUGCUGCCUUUAAAAUUACUGGAUUAUACUAAUACUCAAGCCAUACACGAGUCAUGAACUGCUAGACAAUCCUAUAUAGAACAAGCAAGCUACAUAAUUAAAUUUGCAAAAGAAAUAAUGUUACCUUUGUCAGCUUGGUUGCUAGGCCUUGCCAUUCAUGUAGCUACAGAUAUAUGUGUGUUUCCUCUACUUUUUUUCCACUGGUACACUAUCGUGUGGUAGAUUUUACUGGCGACAUCACAUUUAGUUGGUUGUUGUCUUAGUUAAUUAUCACAAGACAUCAACUCAACCUUACGUAAUAUGCCAGCAUUUUCGUCGAAGUAUUCCCACUCCAAGACCCAACUCCGAGCCCAGCCAGUUGUAUUCCAACUUCCAUCCAAUUUGUUAUGCUAUGCAGCCCCUAGAUCAAUAUUUCCUAGGUAUUACUAUUGAAUCCAUGAUGAUAUUUAAUUCUGCAGCUUGAUUUUCCAAGGACUUACGCAUAUUCCACAGUUGUUUAGAUUUUUCGUGUUGUUUUUUUAAUCUGACCUUCAGCGUGUGUUUUGGUAAACAAAGCAAGCUUCCGGUUAUUCAACGAACUGACGGUUUGACCCGAAAAGUUUUAAAUAUGCUUCUACUUAACUACCGGCAUUUGUCAAUGUUUCUGUUAGCCGCGGACUGUGUAUUUUUACACAAAAUAUUUAAUGCAGUUUUUGUUUUUAAAAACAAAAUGGCGUCGUGUUGAUUUAAUGAACCUAAUCACCAAUAUUCGAUAUCAAUGUGCAUAAGUUUCCAUGGUAAUUUAGCGGAUGUAUCAUAUGUAACACGGUAGCUUAAAUAAAUCCGAAUUUCGUCAAGAAAUAUUGGAUUUAUAUGAACAUUUAUGCACGUAAUAAACAGAAAAUUCGUUGAUCUUCACAAACUAGCAUAAAAUAAAAAGAAAAUUUGUUUGUUUGCAGUGAGAUAUCGAAAUAUAUCAUCACCGAUAAGGGAGACAAUUCUGAUAUUUUCACUCAGGCUCCGCCUUCGUGAAAAUAUUCAAUUGUCUCCCUUAUCGGUGAUGAUAUAUUUCGAUAUCUCACUGCAAACAAACAAAUAUCCUCUAUUUAUUAUCAUUAUCAUUAUUAUGUAAUUUAGACAUCAACCACAUUUUUACUUUAUAAAGUAUAUUUUUCUUUUCAAAGAUAAUACGACCAUUUACGUUAGCGUUGAAAACUGUCUUUUUCAGAGCAAUAAUUAUUCGUGAUCAGAUAAGUGUACAUUGAUAAUAUCCGCUUUUGUAAGAUAAAAAUCAGCGAAAGCGGCACGAAAUCAUCAAGAAUAGAAAUAUGUUUGAUAAGACAUAUUGUGUCAAAACACACAAAUAUUCGCACGCAAGCUCUGGGUGGCCGCUUUUGUAAUAUUCUAAGGUUCUUAAAACGUUAAAAUUUCAAAAUUAUCAAACCGAGCCCAAAAUCGAUUACACACCGAAAUUAAGGAGCACUUCCCUUUUAAGUUAUAAUGAAGGGGUUUCAUCUGGUUUCUAAACUGCGUUGUUUUAUAUAUCACAAUUGAUAAUAUUGGACUCAUAAAUUUAACUAAAGAAAACUUCCAAGCAUUAAGACUAAUCGUCAUCAGAUUAACA